Messenger RNA from Chelonia mydas (Green sea turtle), 2661 nucleotides. Its product is annotated as pulmonary surfactant-associated protein D. Bases 251 to 1369 code for a protein of 372 amino acids. Lineage: Eukaryota; Metazoa; Chordata; Testudines; Cheloniidae. The transcript has 9 exons. The record is from RefSeq and is a predicted model, not a curated record.
GCAGGAGAACCAAAUAAUCAUUUUGGAGUGGAAGACUCUGUAGAAAUGUAUGCAGAUGGCAAAUGGAAUGACAAAUCCUGUAAUGAAAAACGAAAUGGCUGAAGGGUCCAGAGAAUUUUUGUAUAUUCUCAACCAACUGGGACAUCCCCAGAAAUAAGGAGGGCGUUGCUUCUUGAAAAUAUGCAGUGGGAAAUUACUUGCAUAGUGUCCAUUUGUUUGAGACAAAAAUGCAUGGUCAGACGCCUGAACAAUGCUGCUGCUUCCAACACUGAUCACUUUUGCCCUGGGAAUAUCCCUGCUGAACACAUCCACUGCAACUCCAAGCCAGGUUCAAAAAUGGGAUCUAAAUGCAUGUGCAGUAGUUGUAUGUGGACCUGCUCAGAACGGGUUACCAGGCAGAGAUGGAAGAGAUGGGAAGGAAGGCCCUAAAGGAGAAAAAGGAAGUCAAGGAUUACAAGGAUUAAAGGGGUCACAAGGUCCUCCAGGAAAGAUGGGCCCUGCUGGAUUAGUAGGAGGGAACGGCUCACCAGGAGAAAAAGGCACAAAAGGGGAUAUUGGAGCUAGAGGAUUGCAAGGAGUGCCAGGUUUGAAGGGUAACCCAGGCAAUGCGGGCCCUUCUGGGCCAAAGGGGGAUAGGGGUUCACCAGGUGAAAAAGGAGUAAAAGGGGAGAGAGGCCUGCCAGGAACUACAGGUUCGAAGGGACAGCCAGGAAUCGCAGGCUUCCCUGGGCCAAAAGGGGACAAAGGUUCAGUCGGUGAAAAGGGAGCAAAAGGAGACAAAGGAGACAGAGGGUUACAAGGAAGCUCAGGUUUACAGGGCCCCAAAGGGCAAAUUGGUUCUUCUGGGCUAAAAGGUGAUAAAGGUUCAGUAGGUGAAAAAGGAACAAGGGGAGACAGUGGACUAUCAGAAAUCAAUCUCCUUAAAAGACAAGUAAGUACUUUGGAAGGGCAGCUGAGAGCUCUGCAAAGCAGCUUCUCCAAGUACAAAAAAGUUAUAAUGUUCCCGAAUGGUAGAAUUGUUGGUGAAAAGAUAUUCAUGACCAGUGGCUAUGAAGGCAACUUUGACAAUCUGAAACAAAGAUGUUCCCAAGCUGGAGGCCAGCUUGCUUCUCCUCAGAAUGCCGCCGAGAAUGCUGCCAUCCAGCAGAUAGUUGUUUUGUACAACAAAUUAGUGUUUCUUGGGAUAAAUGAUAUUCAGACAGAGGGUCGUUUCAAGUAUCUAAAUGGAGAAAACAUUGUGUAUUCCAACUGGCAAACAGGGGAACCAAAUAACGACAAAGGCAUUGAGGACUGUGUAGAAGUCUAUUCAAGCGGAAAGUGGAAUGACAAACCCUGUGGAGAGAAACGGCUAAUUGUGUGUGAAUUUUAAACCACCUGUCACAUUGCCUUUGCUUCACUUGAUGGAAGUGACACAUUCUGUAGUGUGUUAGUAUCAAAUAUCUAUCAUUUUUAAUGGGGCUUUGCAGGUAUAUAGGAUUUCAAAGUUUAAAACAAAAUCAUCAGAUUCUGCUUUUUGUGCUAAACAAUGUUAGUUCAAGUAGAAAGCAGUUUUCCUUCAUGUACGGAGUCUGAUAAAAUCCAAAUGAGCAGAUGCAACCCCAUGCAGAAGGAUACAUUGAUGGAUUAGUCUCCUAGGAAAUACAAGACAGACUUGACAUUGUUCUGAUUGGCCACAAGAGGUCACCUGUAUGCCUGACGAACAUGCUUGGCAGUGCAUUCUCUUGCUUGCUUAACAUUUAUAAUUUAUUUUUCUAUUACUGUACUCCAGAGACAUCCCAUACUAGGUCAGAGUUCAAUUGUGCAAGGAGCUGUACAAACACUAGGAAGACAUAGCCCCAAAGAGCUUAUAUUUGACUUUAAGAAGUAUUCUGUGCUUCUCUACUUGGAAUUAUUUAAGGACAUAUAUCUUUGUUAAAACCUGGAUCUGUUUGUUGAAAUGCCUAGUGACCUGGAAGAAUAUAAGCCACCGCAUUUUUUGUACUGUUGUUCGUUGCUUGAUUUUUUGUCAGUGAAAUAUUGUAUGCACUGUACUUUCAGGUGUGAAGAGUUUACAUGGAAUUAGAUGACAGACUGCAUGAAUUUCCCCAAAUAGUCUCAGAUCACAAAGAACUUCAUUAAAAUCAGUUUAAUUAGAAACAAAGAAAAUCUUCUCAAAACAAAAAGAAUGAUAUGAAAGGAGGAAGGUGCUUAAAUGACCCCAUUACUGUAGUAUUUGAGCUCCAAUAACCUCUGUCCUGUCUGAGAGACUCCCUUUGAUAUCUUCAUAAGACUCUUCCUUUUCCCAGGACAGACAGACUGGAUUGCCUUCUGCUGUCCCAACACCCAACUGUACAUCAAAUUCUGCUUUUACACAUUUGAAGAGGACUGUGUUUCUCAAAUUAUGUUGCAAUGCAAAAAGCUGCAUGUAGAAUUCAACUGACUUAAUAGGUAUAAAUAGCUCAUGACUUCUCAGGCCAAAUAGAACUCCAUGAAUGUCUUUUCUGGCUAAUGUGGUUAGUCUGAAGUCAAAGUCAGUAUCUCACUGCGUCCUACACGUAGAGAUAAUAUCUGUUUCUCAAUAGUUCCCUCUAUAUAAAAUAGAAAUUAUUGACAGAUGAAGCUGCAUUUGUCACAGUUCUACUUAGUAGAAAGAAUCUUUUUUUAAAAUCUUAAAAUAUCCAA